Molecule: messenger RNA, 906 nt
Organism: Bombyx mandarina (wild silkworm)
Lineage: Eukaryota; Metazoa; Arthropoda; Insecta; Lepidoptera; Bombycidae
Product: ribosomal RNA-processing protein 7 homolog A
Biological process (GO): rRNA processing; ribosomal small subunit assembly
Cellular component (GO): UTP-C complex; CURI complex
Molecular function (GO): RNA binding
Source: RefSeq, a predicted model, not a curated record
UUAAACUGAAAUUGAAAAAUUUUAUAUAUGUGAAUACAAUUAAGAAAAAUAAACCCCAGGCUUGAUUUGUCUAUAUAAAACAACAAGAUUAACAUAAUGAAAGCCACAAAACGUACUCACGAUUUCAAGGCACUUGCAUUGAAAUUGAAUGAUGAUUCAUCGUAUCCCCAUUACAUUUAUUUCAAAGAGCACUCAGUUAGAGAACAUACGAAAGAUAAACCAGCUGGUAGAACAAUUUUUAUUGUCAACGUUCCACCUUAUGCUGACGAAAAAGGCCUUACAAACGCGUUCAGCGAAGCGGGACCCAUUUCUUCAGUAAAACUUUGCAUAAAGCCUAACACAAUGGAAGAUGAUAUUCCUAAAUUUAUUUCUGAAAAACAGAAAAAGUCCUUUCAGGUUGCAUAUUUAGUUUUUGAAAAGGUGUCAGCAUUGGAUAGAGCAUUACAGCUGAGUGAAUUAAAACCCUUAAACAGUGAAAGUUAUAGAAUAAAAACUGGCAUACAAAAAUGGAUUGAAGAGUUCAAUAAAGAGAUCUUACAACCAAAAACAUUGAAAGAAAAUAUUGAAGCAUUUAUGAAGAAAUAUGAUUCCGAAACUGCUAAAGAGAAAAAGAAAGAAAAAAAAUUAGAACAGGAAGAUGACGAAGGUUGGGUCACAGUCACAAAGGGAGGCAAAAUUCAAAGUUUUGCUCGCACAGAAAAAGUAGAAAACAAAAUCUUAGAGAAAGAAGAAAAAAAUAAAAAGCGUAAAGAACUGAAGAAUUUCUAUACUUUUCAAAUAAGAGAGUCGAAAAUGAAACAUAUUGUAAUGCUGAGGCAAAAGUUUGAAGAAGACAAGAAAAAGAUAGCACAGAUAAAACAAAGCCGCCGAUUUAAACCAUUUUAAAAUAUAAAAGAAAAAAUUUAA